AUGGGUAAUUGUAUUGGUAAAAAAUCUACGUUACAUCAUAAACAACGAAGAAAUUCUCCUUCAAUAAAAAUUAAUUCUACUAAAUUGUAUUGUAAUGAUCAACGACCUACAAAACAAGAGUCAUUAUUAUUAUUAUCAACAAUAUCACCAUUAAAUACAUCAACGGAGCGAAAUAGCAUUUUUCUGUCUCAUUUGUCCGAUGUAAAAGAUAUUGAUAUCAUAUACAACGAUAAUGACGAUAGCGAAAGAAAAGUUAUUCAAUAUUCAUCAUUCUCACUUUUACCAACGACGACAUCACCAACUAAUGAACAACACGUACUCAUGCAUACGCCAUCAAUAUUAUCGCCUGUUCAAUUGUCAUCUGAAUGUAAAAAAUUUAAAUCAAGCAAUACAUCAAUAGUUUUUGACGAUAAUAAUAUAAGACAAGCAUUUAAAUUGACGAUAAACGAAGAAAAUACGACGAUGGGACAACUGGUUAGCAAGGAGAAAGAUAUAAGUAAACAAAAUGACAAUGAUGAUAUUGAUGAAAAGGUGAACAUAGAUAUCAAGGUACAUAUAAUUGACAAUGAUCAAAAUAAAAAUCAUCAAUAUUUUACAAUUAUCAAUGAUCAAAUACCAACUAGCGAAACUAUGAUCAAUACACAAGAAAAAGUACAAGAACCACUUAACACGUCACCUUCAUCGUCUUUGUUUGACUCUUCACUUUCUUCGCUCUCUUGCAAUUCAACACCAUUUUCUUCUCAAGAUCGACUUAUUCUUUCAUCAUCACCUUCAUCUUCUUCUUCAGCUGUUAUAUCUCCAAUUGCAUCAACCGCUAUUAUACCUAUUCCACCAUGUUCUCAUUCAUAUAAAACAAAUCCAUUAAUAAAUCAAAAUGGAUCUCGUUCAUUACCUUAUUCAGAACAAAUUUAUCUUAAUAAUCAAUCAUCAUCUAUAUGUCCAUCGAAUGAAAUCUUUACAACAAUAUUACCAGCAUCAUCAUCUCAUCGUAAUAAUGAUUUAUUCAUUAAUGAAUUUCAUCAAAAUAUUAUUUCUCAUAAUUGUAAAACACUUAGUGCUAUUAUUGAUGAUGUUGUACAACAACAAUAUAUUCGUAUUCAUCGAUGUUCAAAAGCUAUUUUAAAUGAACAUAAAGAACUUGAAUGUGUACAUUUAAAAGAUGUAAAAAAGUUCGAUACACCAUCAUUAAUCUUUGACGAACAACAAAAAUUUGUUUACAUAACUAAACAUUGUCGUUUACUUGGCCUUCAAUCAUUUACAUAUACAACAAAUAAUGUAACACGUUUACCAAAACUGUUUUCAUCAUGUGAUCAUUGUUCAUCAUUACUUUCCGGUUCAAAACUUAAUCAUCGUUUACGUCCAUUUUUUCUUGUUAAUACAACGCAUAAUUUAGUACAAAUGUGUUUUAAUGAAACAAAUAACAAUACAAUUUUUGGUUAUAUAUCACAAGAAUAUCCAAAUAAAAUUCGACAAACAAUUAUUAAUAAUGCGAAAUUUUCUUAUUCAUAUGAUCUUGAUGUUAGCUAUACAUCGUUUUAUUUUGUUUUACGUGUUCAUUCAUGGCCACAAGAAAUACGUCAGAUUUAUGAACAACGUCAACGUUUAUGGUCAGUCAAUAUUGAUAAAUUAUUUGAUGGUACUUGUUUUAUUCGGGUGAAUAAUGAUGAACAAGAUAUACUUAAAACAAAUAAAUGUCUUGCUUGUGAAAAAAUGCUUUCAUCAUCAUUAGAUUCAACUUGGUCUUAUACAUAUACAGCUAUUGAAGCACAACUUGUCUUGUCUAUGUCUGAUGAACAAAUACGUUUUGCAUCAAUUAUUUGGAAUUAUUUAAAUGGAAAAACUCAAGGACAACUUCCAUUUGUUAUUUUUAAACAUACAUUAUUUUAUUUCUUUGAACAAUAUUCAUCGGAUUCUUUUACUUCUAAUGAUGUACUUAAUUAUGCACAUCGUUUUACUGAUUUUCUUUUCGAUCGUCUUCAAAGUAAAUCCGUACCACAUUAUUUUAAUUCAAAUUAUAAUCUAUAUAAUGAUAAUUUAUCAACUACUUUAAUGAGUUCAAUAUCAAUUAAAAUGACUUACUUAGAUUUAAAAAAUUUUUCUAUUUAUCUUCUACCAAAAUCAUCCUUAUAUCUUUAUCAUUUAAUUUAUCUUACUCAAUUUCAAAGAAAUUUUUUACAAUGUCUUCUUGCAUCAUCAAAAACAAAUUCAAUUCAAACUAUACUUGAUACACAUGAACUUGUGAUAAAACAAUUAUCAUUAGGUAUUAAAACAUAUAAACGACAAUUCGAAACAACUAUUGCUAUUAAAAAACAUCGACCAUUAACACUUGAUUGUCUGUAUAGAUAUCAAGAACAAAAUGUUCAAAUUAUACUUGAUUAUUUACCAUUAUUACGAGAUAAAGAACCUUCAUUACUUAUUCAUUCACUUUGGUCUAUGUUUAUUCAAUAUUUUAAUUGCCUAUUUGAUGAUCUUUUUAUGUCUUGA
Rotaria sordida is the source of this 2484-nucleotide messenger RNA. The record is from the annotation of a GenBank genome assembly. Lineage: Eukaryota; Metazoa; Rotifera; Eurotatoria; Philodinida; Philodinidae.